Messenger RNA from Acanthaster planci (crown-of-thorns starfish), 1849 nucleotides. RefSeq names its product caspase-3-like. Gene Ontology annotation, molecular function: cysteine-type endopeptidase activity. The record is from RefSeq and is a predicted model, not a curated record. Lineage: Eukaryota; Metazoa; Echinodermata; Asteroidea; Valvatida; Acanthasteridae. Gene Ontology annotation, biological process: proteolysis.
AUUGGCUCGGCUUGGCUGCAGGAUAGGUGUUUCCCCGCCUGGCGAAGAGCGUGCGCGCGGUGAGUGUGGGCUGGGGUGGUCGGGUACCAGUACCAAACGGGAAGUUAAUGACGGAAAAUCUUCAUUACGGUAAAAUUUCCUAGUUCGGUCGUCGACGUAAAAAGCUGGAGCUAGUGCAGAGUGAAAGGCCAAGGCAUUUUGGAGGUCUUUCAGAACAAAGAGCACUGAAAAAUGUCGGCACGAAGAAAAACUCCGACUGCACACAUGACUUUACUGAUUGAGUUGGAUAAGUGCAUCCUGAAAGAGCAAUUUGGGAUGAUUAAGCAGAUGGUGAAGGCAGAGGAAUUCGGUAACCUGAAGCCCGGGGAGCUGGAAAAGAUUAAAACUCCGGACCAGUUGUUCCAGAAAUUGGAGCAUAAAAACAUCAUCAAGGUUGGCGACUACAGAAAGCUGAGGCAUCUCUUUGAAAGAAAGCUUGAAUUUCACCAUCUGAUUGCUCCCAUAAAUGUGGCAGAAGAUGCCUUAGAAGGAGAAGGUCACCCUGUCAUGCGUGAACCAGCUUCCAGUGAGGAAACUGCAUUGCUGCCUCCGUCUAGUAAUAACAAAACCAGACAGAGAACAGCAAGAAGCCUAGGUGAUGCAAUUCCAACUGAAUUUCCAGUGGACGACCGACCCCAGUACCCAGAUGGCCGAGGUUACGUGCUUUUUAUCAAUGAAUUUGUGGGGCAGGGACAUGGCAACUAUCGCCGUAAAGGUGGUAAUGUAGACGAGGAGAAUAUUAAGAAGUUAUUUAGUAUCUCCCAGAACUACCACCUUGAUAAGUACGAAGAUUUGACCAAACCUGAACUUGUGAAAGUGUUGGAGGAUACAAAGGAGAAACUGAAAAAGGGAAACUACGCAAAAUUUAUUCUGAUCAUCUGCAGCCAUGGCCGGCGAGUUGUUCAGGACAAGAACAAUCCGAACCUGCCCCAGGAUUGCAUUGUAACUGUUGAUCAUGGUCUGGUAACAGAAGAGGAGUUGACUGAACCAUUUUUUGGAGACAAGUUUAAGGAGUUUGCUGGUAAACCCAAAGUCUUCAUCAUUCAAGCAUGCAGGAAACCAGCUGACUCACCCGAUGACAUGAUGGAAGAUCAGAGCAGGCGCUCACUUGCUGACAGCGAGCUAGGUCCAUCUCGCCACACACGUCCCAAAAAUGCUGAUGUGCUGAUAUCCUACGCCACAACGAAAGGCACCAAGGCGUGGCGGAAUGAAGAGAAAGGCUCCUGGUUCAUCCAUCACUUCUGCAAAGUCGUCCAAAAGUGGCACGAGACGGAAUACCUGACAGAUCUUCUGCUGAGGGUCAAUGACAAAAUAUCUCGGAUGGAGUUCACAGAAGAGCAGAGCGAUGCUCCAGCAGGGGAAAGUGAUCCCAUAAAGCAGAUGCCUUGUCAGAUCUGCACCCUGACCAAACACGUCAAACUGUGAACCUCUAAUCUUAACCAGCAUUGGGAUUUAUCAAGGUAGCUUGGUUUAGAAUUGAAUAGCUUGGUCAGCAGUAUAUUUGGAUGAAAGGGAAGCUCAGAGGAAUUGAUCUCCUUCAUGUUCGUUGUAGUCCUUACGGAUAGAUAGGUUACCAAAGUGUGACGUCAUUUGAAACAAGGAAAUGUACGUAGUGCAAACAAAAGGAGUUUGUGUGCAAGUCGGUUCACACGGUGGUUCUCUUGCUAAUGCCUUUAACACACAAUUGUGCAUGUUAGGUAUUCACUUUGGUACUCUGUAGACAGACCCACUGACGUUUCACUGGGCAUUCCUGGAGGCCCCCUUAAAUGGCAAUAAGCACUGUGUUUGGAUUUGUACCAAGCAACUGUCA